GGCUCAAAAACCAGUAGGAGGAGAAGUAGGAGGCGGAGGCGCGCGCGCUCGAGUUAUCUGUCACCGGCAGCACGUGCGGCGGCAGAUAUAAUAUCUUACGCAAGCGCUGUUUUAGGGGCUCGUGGGAGUUUUAGACUCCAGUAACGUAACAGUCAUACACACCGGAGGGAUUACUGUCCUCGUGCGCAUCCCGGUGGAAAGCGCGAGACGGAGGAAACGAGGGACUUACAGAGGACAGAUGGAUGGAUAGACAGAUGGAUGGAUAGAUGGAUGGAUGGACUGACGAUUAGAGGACAGAUGGCUCUGUUUUAUUGGAGAGGUAUGUAGUUAUUACACAGGACAACUGUGGAUCAAUUAAACCUGUGUAUUUGACCAUCUGGACACUCGCUAACAGCCAUCUGCGCUCUGAUGAUUCAUCACACAGGCUGUUGUGGCUCCAGGACGAAUCUUCAUCCCAGAUAUGAAGCUGUUCACUGACUCAGUCUGAUCUCACCAAGGGAACCUCUUUGAAGUUAUCCCAAAUGAUGAUGCAAAAGCAGCAGCCGGUCCGUACCUCUCCAGGAAGUGUGUGUUCUCUGCGAGGGGGGGCCGUGCCGGGAACUCCAGCCGUCACCAUAGUGGCUAAAAUGGAUGAUCAGGUGAUCGGCUAUAAGGACUUAGCAGCCAUUCCUAAAGACAAGGCCAUACUGGACAUCGAGCGUCCCGACCUGAUGAUGUACGAACCGCACUUCAGCUACUCACUGCUGGAACACACUGAGAGGUCCCUCUCUCCGCGCUCUCUCUCUCCUCCUCUAUCUCCUGAGAGCUCGGUCAUGUCGAAGGAGUCGAGGGAGUGUGUGGAGCAGAAGUCUUCGGGCAGCUCGUCUCCGGCCUCCACGCUGCCGCCUGUGUGCAGGAGGAGCAGCGUGAGCAAAAGCACACUGCAUCAGCAGCACUUCCACCGGCCCGAUAACGGCACAAAUAUUUACAAGAAGCCACCAAUCUAUAAACAAGACCUGUCUCAUGCUCCUCAGAGUAAACACAUGGAGGAUCUGAUCAUCGAGUCGUCCCGUUUUCCUGCUGCUCAGCCGCCCGACCCAAACCUGCCGUCUAAGAUCGAAACCGAGUCCUGGCCCUGUCCCCCGUCCGUCGCUGUGCUGGAGAAAGAGUGGAAGAGGAGGUCCGGUGCUCAGAAAGCAGCAGGAAAGGAGGAGGAGGAAGAGGAGGAUGAGUAUGAUGAAAGCGAUGACCUGCAGAGACUCAGACAGAUGCAGAAACAGGAACUCAACAAGAUCCAGUCUAAUUUAGGGAAGUUGAUCCUGAAGGAGGAGAUUGAGAGAGCGACUCCAAUGCGCAGGAAAACUCGCUCUCUACCCGACCGCACGCCCACUCACCUCGGAACCAGAUCUCCAUCGUUCCCUUCAUGCAGUCGGAGUGGUCUGAGCCGGCUCCAGUCUGCAGAGUUUUCCUCCUCACACACUGAUAAAGCCAAUCACAAUUUCCAGGUACGACUAUUUUUAUUUUUAUCUUUUUUGCCUGCACUUCUACUCUUCUGCUUCCACUGCCUCCGUGCGUAUUAUACCAUGAGAGUGUGCACGUGUGCGUGUGCGUGUGUGUGUGUGUGUGUGUGUGUGUGUGCGUGUAGAACGGCGAUGCUCAGGGCAGGAGGAUGGACCGAGGGAACUCGCUGCCCACCAUGCUCGAGCAGAAGGUCAGAUAUCGACAUGCAUCUGUGUUGUUCCGGUUAUAAAAAGCUUCACACACUUUACACACACCAAAUAUGUUUUAAUAGUUCAGUCAGAAAAGAGAAAAUACGUAUUACUGCUGAUUGUACAGUGUGUGUGUGUGUGUGUGUGUGUGUGUUAAAGAUUUAUCCCUACGAGAUGCUCAUGGUGACUCAUCGAGGCAGAAAUAAACUUCCACCAGGAGUGGAUAGGACGAGGCUAGAGAGGCAUCUCUCUCCCGAGGAGUUUGAGAAUCUGUUCGGAAUGACGAUGGAGGAAUUCGAUCGUCUGUCGCUCUGGAAGAGGAACGAAUUGAAGAAACGACUCUCGCUCUUCUAGCGCUAUAUAUUUAAAAAAAAAAAAAAAAAACACUCGCACGAACACACCACAUUUCUCUUCAGAAGGAGAGCGAGAAUCGACGAGAAUCCACCAGCAGGACGACCAGCGAUAAACACACACACGUCACGAUGUCUAUAUCUGCGAUUACACUAUCAGGAGUUGUGAUGAUCAGGAUGAUGAUGAUGAGGAUGAUGAUGAUGGUUUGACUCAGACUAAUACAUUUAUCAUGUUUACCACUGCAACACUUGGAAGCCGACACUUGACGCACUGCAUUAAUCGAUAUUUUGCUAGCUAUGUAGAUAUUUUCUUAGCUAGCUAACACAGAUAUAUUCAACUGCCAGCUCUAGGCGCGUGCCGAUAAUCAAAUCUACGAAAACAUCGAAAAAUAUCGAUACGAUAUUGUCACUACACUGCCUUCCAUUUACAAAGAGGCUGCGUUUGUGGGCGGAGCUAAAAUCUGACCCAUUCUGAAGGCGGCAGGAGGUCAGCUACUUUCGACAUAGCUAGCUAUUUUAUAUGUAUAUAGCUAGUUGCGUUCAGUUACGUUACGAUUUGAGAGAUGCGAGCGAUUUGUAGCCUGGAAUUCUGACCCUAUGAUAGGAAGCGGACGGAUGAAAACAUGCAAUCGUUCAUUUUCUACGUAUAUGCGUAACACGUAGCCACGAUUUCAGCGACAGCGAUAAUUGAAUUGAGAUUUUGUCAAUUCUACGCAAAUUAGAUAUGACGCUUUUAAGAAGCGAACAAAUCAAACGAAUGUCUCGAAUGAUUUCUCGGAACAAUCGUGUGGAGCGCGUGGUUUUAGUUCCUAAUGCGAACAAGCCACGCCCACAAGCGACAACAGUAGCAAUAGCUACACGCCCACAAGAGACACGAGUGAUUUGUCGUAGGUUUAAUGUUUAACUGGCGGCCAAUCAGAGAAAGCUUGCAGCUAGAAACAAUCAUAGUUGAUUAAGAGCCAAUGAAAAUAGAGAAGAGGCGUGGCUUAAGUCAACUUCACAUCGCUUUUAGUUAAAUAAACCGUAUGAGUCUGGGUUAGUGCUGUUUUUUUAGAAACAGGAAGUCGUGACAGCGUGUUUUUCUGGCAUUAACGGAAUAAUUUUAAAUCCAUCAGAUUAGCCCUGCUCAAGCUAGUUUAGCUACACACGCUAAUAAUAAUAAAAUCAUCAUUAAAUCAUGAUUACGAUGAGAUGGAAAGCACAAUCGGCGCACGCCUAGCUUCCUGUUUUUACUACACUCUGGUAAUAGAUAUGGAGUUUCCACAGAGAGCUGAAUUAGCCAAUCAGAGUGAAGAUGAUCUAUUUACACGAAAUGUAUCCGCUUAACACGAUGAUAGAUUGUAAGACGAGCGCGUGAUCGAUAUCGUCUCUGCUCUUAAACUCGGAGUGUAUCGAUCACACCGCUCCAUCCCUCCUCCCUCCCUCUCUCUCUCUCUCUCUCUCUCUCUCUCUUCUCCCUUCAUUUUGCUGCUAAUGCAUUAUUAAGCACCUUUACCACUUGGUUAGAUCCUCUUUCGUUAUUUAGGGACGGAUGGAGAGUUUGAACGACGUCCUCGUUUUAUCCACCUUAUUUUAAAAUACAGAAGAAGUAGCAACUUCCUUUUUUGUAGAAGAGCUAGCGGUUAAAUCGAAGCAGUAACAACUGGAUGAAGAUUAACUGCUAAUCCCAAAUUAGCAGCAUACAUAGUUUGCUAGUUUAGCUAGCUACUGUUAUCAGCGGAUGUUGCUAAUAUUAAUCAUUAGCAAGGUGGCUACAAGCUAGCAUGACUGUGAGUAGUGAGGGUUCAUAAGUGUGUAUUCAGAGGUCAUCUAAAAUGGCCGCCUGACUGCUUGGGCGGAGCUAAUUAAAUUUUAAUGUACAAAAUGUUUCUUGACAGGAUCAUUUCUUUAUUUUUAGAGUCUUGCAUUUUUACUAUUAGUUUUAAAGUCUGAGAAAUGGCUUUAAAAAUACAAAAUGGUUCACUGGUAAUGUUAGACAGCUAGCUAGCAUGAGCUAACCUGACAGGAAUUGUAACAGGAAUUUUAAUGAGAUGAUUAAAUAGUCGUGAAUAUUAGCAAGAUGACUACCGUGAGCUAACCUGACAGGAAUUCUAACAGGAAAUGUAUUUAAUUCCAUGAAAGCUUAAAAAUCAGCUUUCUUUAUCUAAUGUUAGCUAGAUGGCUAGUACAAGCUAACCUGACAGGAAUCCUGAGAAGGAUUUUCCGUAAUUACGUAAUUUUCCGCUAACUUGAGAGGAAUUCAAAUGCUAAUGUUAGCUAACGGGUCCUGAUAUUACUACAUCUGCCUAUAACAAUAGCUAGCAAAAUUUAGCAAACUACGUAUGCUGCUAAUAAUAGUAUCCCUAGCAUUAGCUGCUGAGAGGGAUUAAAAAAAAAAAAAAAAAAACCUAGCCAGGAAGUAGCUAACUGGAAAUCUUCUACAAAAUAUCUAUGAAUUUAAGUUGGAUAAGAUGAAGAUUGAUGAGAUUUUAGAUGAAUUUAAUGAUUUGAUUUUGGCCCACUAGCUGAUUUCCUGCUUAGAUAAGCCUAUGUGCUCUUAUUUUGGAGUGUUUCAUAUUGGAAAGGUUUUUUUUUAAAUAUAUAUAUAUUUUCAUUGUUGCUCCAGUGACCAAAUGAUGUGCAGCUAGCGUUCUCUUGAGCGUGCUCCAAUACUGUGUUUAAUGCGCCCUUGUGGACUUCCCCUUGAUUGGAUCCAUGUUACCUUCGUCAAAUGGCUCGAGCGAAAAUGCUAACAAUAAAAAAAGUUUGCAGCUACCAUUUAGCUAAUGAUUUGUUUAGCGGUAUUAGCAUUGAACUCUUCCUUUUGGGAGGUUGUUGUUGGAACCACUGGAAAUUUACGUUAACUAAUGUUAACGUUAACAUUCGAAUCAUAUGAGAAAGUCGACUAGCGUCUGUUAAACGCCGUAUUGAAACACAACCACUUUUUAAAUCUCUAAAACAAUUAAACCAGACAGAAAAUAUAAAAAUACACUCGAGACAUUCCACAUGAAACUUCUAGAAGGCACUUUUUCGCUAGCGACAAUGCUAACGACACAGAGAGAUUAGCAUUUUCAGACGUUUAAUCAUCACAAAAACAGACACAGCCAAUCGGAUUUCAGGGGCGGGGCUUUACGAAUAAAUAAAGUCACACUCUGGAGUGUAAAUAUUAUUAACAUUUGAAUAUAAUUAACAUUUAUAAACUGUUUAUUAAUCAAAGAUUGUGACAGUUUGACGACUUCCGCAGAAUGAUUUAGUGGGAAAAAAAAAGACGAGUGAAUCUCGAGCACUUACACACGGAAUCAUGAUUUACAGAAAACACUUACAGAAAUAUCACCACUUUAUUUCUGUAUCUUUACUUUAAAGCACUGAAUGAAAAUAACUGAAAUAAAUAUCGAUUGGUUCAGUGAACGUCUUUUGUUCUGACUGAGAUGUGAUUAUUCGUCUGUUAUUUUCUCAUAAUUAGGAGUUUUGUUAUCCUGAUUUACUUAGUGAACCGUUAACACUUGGAUUUUAUGUUCAAUAAAAGUUUUACCGAA
This is a messenger RNA of Pangasianodon hypophthalmus (striped catfish), 5553 nucleotides long. RefSeq names its product dematin. Gene Ontology annotation, molecular function: actin filament binding. Lineage: Eukaryota; Metazoa; Chordata; Actinopteri; Siluriformes; Pangasiidae. The record is from RefSeq and is a predicted model, not a curated record. Gene Ontology annotation, biological process: cytoskeleton organization; actin filament bundle assembly; lamellipodium assembly. Gene Ontology annotation, cellular component: actin cytoskeleton; plasma membrane. Bases 522 to 2042 code for a protein of 506 amino acids. The transcript is spliced from 16 exons.